Molecule: messenger RNA, 3491 nt
Organism: Prorocentrum cordatum
Lineage: Eukaryota; Dinophyceae; Prorocentrales; Prorocentraceae
Source: the annotation of a GenBank genome assembly
AAGCCGUUUCACCCUCCGUCAGCGCCGCCCCCCCCCCCCGGGGCGCUCCCCAGCGUGGGCCGCGCGGCCUCUUUGGCUCCCCCUUCCCCCUCUCCCUUCUUGGCGCGGCGGCCAUGCCGGUCAUCGCAGGGGACCCCGAGCAGCGCGUGACCAUAUCGUUGCCACGGCAAUUGAAGGGGCUGCAAGGCGAAGCGGGCAAUGCCUUCCACUACAAGAAGUUCCAGAUGUGGCACAAGGGGACGACGUUGCUGAAAGAGCCAGCGCAGAUAGCCGCUGUGCACGACGGCGAUCUCGUAGUCAUCAAGCCCGUGGAUGAUACGCCGGUGAAGAGCGAGUUCACGCAGAGCACAAAUAAGGCGGAGUUCGUGGCCCACCCGGUGCAGCAGAGGGCGGUCCGGAGGCAGCCCGAGCGCGCCAUGCCGUCCAUCAAGUUCGAGGCCGUCAGCGAGAAGCAGGCGGCGUUCAUCGACCACCCCAGGGCGCGGCCGGUGCCCGUGCGGCCGAAGUCCGGCGGCUGGAAGCCGGAGACGGCCGCUUUUACGGGGGAGUCGACGUACAAGGCGGCGUACGCGGGGGGACCCGCGCAGCCCGUCGAGCGCAGGAAAGUCGCCAACGCCUGGAAGCCCAACACGGCCCCCUUCGAGGCUUACUCGUCGUACGCCGCGGACUACAAGAAGCACCCCGUCGAGGAGCUGCAGCGCGCCAAGCGGGUGCACCAGAGGCACUGGAACGACGCCCCCUUCGAGGGGGAGAGCACGUACGCGCAGGCAUUCAAGACCCACGAGGGCGCCAGGCCGUCGACGCCGUGGAAGGGCCCGGAGAAUAGGAUCCUCGACGACACGCCGUUCGAGGGGAUGUCGGAGUACCUCCGCGAGUACCAGAAGAAGCAGACGGUGAACGUGGUGCACCUGGAGCCAGCGGCGCUGGAGCGGCCCCGCUCGGCGCCGCCCCGCGGGAAGACCGCGCCGCGCCGGCCGCUCGUGCCCGCCGCGGGGCAGGUCACGCCGCGUCGGCCUCCCACCCGCGGCGCCAAGCCGCAGGCCUGACUCGCCAGCUUCGAGAGCGACUACGUCGACUGGUGCUAGCACCGAGCGGGCCUCAGGCCUUGCAGAAUGUGCUGCCUGCUGCGCCCUGAGGCCUGAGGGCGCGGGCUCGCGCACGACCGGGACCGCCUGCGAGAUCCCGACUGGGAUGUGCUCCUGGUGCCCUUGGUUGUACCGUCGCAGCAGCAGGCAAGCGCUCGGGUCGCCGGAACGAGCGCCCCGCCGAGCUUUGUGUGCGGCUCUCCCCCCGGGGAGGGCCCCUCGGGGCCGACACGGGACGUGAUGCCGAAUGCUCAUCACCUUGGCCAGCGGAGGGUCGCCCGCGCUCGAGGCGUGCUGCUCUGUCCCAGGCGUGGCUGUAUAGAGGCCUGCCCCCGCGUCGGCUCUCGAGCUGGGGGUGGUGCCGCGGCCGCCGCAGCUCUGCGGGCCCUCGGCCGCCGCGUCCGGCCCCGGGUCCGCUUUCGGUCCUUCCCCCGCUCCCAGCCCUGCUUUCCAUCCCCUCGCGAGCCCCCCAGCGGGAAUAGUCUGAGUUUCACGGCCAGCUUGUUGCGCAGAGUCUUCUUUUUUGAGGACGGCGCAUAUGGUGAGGUGCGGAGAUGGUAUGAGAUUGUCAGAGUAAGGGAAGUCCCGCGGCGUUGAAGACCAAUGCAGCGUGACGCGACCCCACGCGAUGUGAGCCCAAACGCCUGAACUGUUUCUCAAUCUUGUUCCUGAGCGCGUGCAGCGCUAGUGAGCGUAGCCCCUGUACGCUCUUCAUGAUUCCUUGUUUGACCUGUUGAUUAGUUGUAUUAUGGACCGGCACUCGCGUGAUUGAUGCGGUCCAGCAUGGCUUCAUUUGAUGUCCUGAGUUCAUUUGAUGUCCUUGUGGUGUUUGGAUCAUCGCGUUGAAGAGACGGCGCCCCGCGUCACCUCACCUCACUCCCGCCUCUCUCUUCCUGUGUUCCUUCCCUUGCUUCUGCCACCUCCCGCAUGUCCUCAUCGUCAUCCUCUCCAUCCUCAUCUCAUCCGCAGCCAUCUUGGAUCGAGCUCGAAUCGUGCUCCCUGGCACUUCGAGCUUGGACGCUGCCAAUGUGAUCAUCAAGUGUCCUGACUCGGGGGGGCAGGCUUCCAGACUCUUGCUGUGCGCCAGCGCACGGCCCGUUGUGACUUUUUGCCCUCGCACCGCUCCCACCUGCCCGCUUCCGCCCCUCCUGCUGGCGGCUGCAGGCGACAGUGCGCUUGCCCAAAUCAUGGAGAGGUUCGGCGCUGCCGACCAAGGCCUCGCCUAGUGUCGUGGGCUUGCUUCUUGGAGUGACGCCAGCGAGACUCGCACGAGCAAGUUCGAGGAGGACACCGACCGCAGUCUCCCCGAGCUGAGUCGGAAGCUGGACGCGAUCGCCUCCGGGCACGCCUUCGGGAAGCCUGGGCAGUUGCAAGUGAAGGCGUCUUGUACUUGAUGCAGGACGGAGACCUGUGCGAGAUCGUGGCAAAAAAUGAGGGUGGGGGAAAUCGAUUCGAGCAAGCGCUUGCACCUCUCCGAUCAGUUCACCAACAGCCUUGCCAGGAGGGUGCAUGCUCAGAUCGCCGAGCAGGAGCUUUGUUUCAGACAUGCGCAGCCUCUGCUCAAUCGUCUAAGCGGCGUCGCCUGGCCUCCCAGUGAAGAGGCGGAUUUGAACUUGCCGUGGGCGAGGCAAGUGAUGCCCAGCAUUGCCAUUCGCAGUUUGUGCUCGGAUUUGGUUCUCCCUCCUCUCCUUCCUCCUCCUCCUCCUCUUCCUCCUCGUCCUUCGAGAAUGUAUUCCCGAGGUUCUGCGAGGUUGCCCAGCCGGGCUGCGCCCGCAGGACACAGGAAUGGAAUGUCGCCACCUUUGCCGGGCGGCUGGAUCGGAGUGGUACCCCAGAACAGGUACCCUUGGAGAUGCCCACAAUGUUUUCGAGACGUCCGACCAUGACCAUGUGUUUAUCACACCCCUCUGCGCCUUCCGAGAAAUAUUCCAAGGUGGGUCCUCGAGCAUUCUCAAUUUGGUUAUUUGGGAUCAUCUUGCAUUGGCGAGGCAGGUCUCCAGGAGCUCCCCUUCCAGCAGCGGAGCGCGCUGAAGGACAUCUUUUUCGCCGCCAGAGCCGACAGAUAGGAUGUUCAAGGUCGGGGCCCUGACCGACAGGCAGAACAUCGCAAUUUGCCUGCAGGUGCCACGGGCUCUACGAGCCUCGUCCGCGCCCGCGGGAAGGUAUGAGAAAUGCAGCAGUGUCUGGGCCGGGAAAGGUCUGGAAGUUCAUCCGGAGCUGGCUAGGCAUAUUAGCUCGGAAGGCUGCCGAUAAAGUGUCGAUGACCAGAACCACGCCCAUACGAAUGACCUUGCGAGCGUAGCUAUUUUAGAGGAUUUCGCUCGCCCCCCCGCGCGCGAGCAUGACUUCCCUGAAAGCGAGCAGCGGCGAGCGCAGCUUCAUCAGCGUUUGAAGUUCUGGUCGCCU